AUUAAACACUACUUAGAAGAAGAACAAGUUUUCAAGGAGAUUGAGGAAGUCCAAGGAAGCUCGAAGAGUCCACUCAAGUUCUAGGCCACGCAAAUGUCGGACGUUGAAGAUAAUUCCGCGGACUUACCCAAGCAAGUUAUGGAUAUCAUCAAAGCUGCUGAAACCGUUAUCCAGAGUCGGGAUGACAACACCCCUGAACAAAUAAUUGAGCUUUUGAAAACUUUCGUAAGAGAAUUCAAAAAAUUUGCCACGCAAAUGUCGGACGUUGAAGAUAAUUACACGGACUUACCCAAGCCAAUGGAUAUCAUCGAAUAUGCUGAAACCGUUAUGAAGAUUCUGGAUGACAAUACCACUGAACAAAAAAUUAUGGCUUUGACAAAUAUCCUCGCCCUACUCGAAUAUUAUGAAAGGACUGCUUCUGGCUCAGAGAAAAAAAUUGGAAAAAUAAAGGUUUUAUUAUCAAAGGAAAUUGGUCGAAGUGCCAACGGGACUAUUGUAUAUGAGGGGUAUUAUGAAGAGAGACAAGUUGCAGUGAAAUGCCUUACCAAAAAUACUUUUAAACGUGACCUGAAAGCUCAAAGAGAAACCAAGACUCUCAUAGCAUCUGAUCGUAGCCAAAAUAUUGUGACGUAUUAUGGGAAGGAAGCGGACGAUGAUAAUAUCUAUCUUGCUCUAGAGCGUUGUGAUUGCAAUUUAGAUAACCUCAUUCAAAUGUAUCCUAAGAAUUCCUCUCGACAUAAGCGCCCUUUAUCAAAAGGCUUGAAAGAACUGAAGAAAACUAUAGGAGAUAUUAAGCUUUGGAAGGAAAAUACAUGCCGUCCGUUUCCUAUAUUACGGGACUUGAUGAGGGGCAUGGUUUCUGGGCUUAAUGUGCUUCACAAGUCGGGUAUAGUUCACCGACACUUAAAGCCACAAAACAUUUUUAUAAUUCAUGAAAGCGGAACUUUAUGUGCAAAGCUUGGUGAUAUGGGCAUUAGCAGACGACUUCGUGGUAAUAAGCGAGUGUUGACUCCCCAUAUUAACUCUCCUGCAUACAGAAAUCAUGGCUGGAAAGCACCCGAAGAGCUUCUUGAUGGCCAACAAACAACUGCAAUGGAUUUGUUCACUUUAGGUUGCAUCCUAUUUUUUUCCAUCACUGGUGGUAAACAUCCAUUUGGGGAACAAGAUCGGAAUAUUAAGAGUAAAGAUUAUAAGCCAGACUUGCAUUUGAUAGAAAAGUUCCCUGAAGCUGUUGAUCUUAUUUCUUCUUUAAUAAAAUUUGAGGCUGGGGAGAGGCCACAAGCAAAUAAGGUGCUGCAUCAUCCACUGUUCUGGGACGCGAAGAAGAGACUUGAGUUUCUCUGCGCCACUAGUAACAGUGUAACCAAGGAAUCUACUAGUCUUUCGGACAACAAGAAGACUACUCUUUUGAGUAGGCUUGAAUCUACUGCAAUUAAAAUUUUAGGUAAAUUUAGUCCGGGAAAGGUUAAAUAUUGGAGCGAACAGAUCCUUAACGAUAAAAUCAAGCAAGACUACCCGUACAUCUUAUGGGGUUACAAGUUUGGCAGUGUCCAGCACUUGUUGCGAUUCAUUCGAAACAGACGUGCUCAUUAUGAAGAUGAUCCAAAAGAAAUCCAGGACCAUUUCGGAACGAAAAAUGAAGGAUUCGAUGACUAUUUUACAAGUCGAUUCCCAUUACUUUUUUUUGAAGUGUACAAUGUUGUGCGUGACUGCUGUAGAGAAGAUGCGCUCUUCAAGGCAUUUUUCUAA
Molecule: messenger RNA, 1749 nt
Organism: Morus notabilis
Lineage: Eukaryota; Viridiplantae; Streptophyta; Magnoliopsida; Rosales; Moraceae
Product: serine/threonine-protein kinase/endoribonuclease IRE1b
Exons: 12
Coding region: 94-1749 (551 amino acids)
Biological process (GO): protein phosphorylation; intrinsic apoptotic signaling pathway in response to endoplasmic reticulum stress; IRE1-mediated unfolded protein response
Cellular component (GO): IRE1-TRAF2-ASK1 complex
Molecular function (GO): protein serine/threonine kinase activity; RNA endonuclease activity; ATP binding
Source: RefSeq, a predicted model, not a curated record